AUGGAUGCGCUUAAAAAAAUUACAAAUAGAAAUAAAUCUAUUUAUGUCAGUAAUGUUAACCAAGAGACAGACUCUUUAUUAUUCGAAUUAAAUAAUAAUGCUGAGCCGUUCUUUGCUCAUCAACUUUCUGAUUUUUCUGAUUCUCAAAAAUCAUCAAAUAAUAAUGUAUCGAUUCAAAACACUAAUAGUAUUGGUAGAAGAAUCGCUUUAAAUUUUCCAAGUUUGGGAUUAUGUUAUAAAAUGCCGAGCUUAAAUAACUGGACUUCGAAGCCCAAAAG
Molecule: messenger RNA, 278 nt
Organism: Dentiscutata erythropus
Lineage: Eukaryota; Fungi; Glomeromycota; Glomeromycetes; Diversisporales; Gigasporaceae
Source: the annotation of a GenBank genome assembly